AUGAUACCACAAAAAAUAUGGCAAAAGGAUCGUGAGGAAAUUAAUAUAGAAGCUGGGAAUGAGUUAGAUCAAAUCUGCACUGAUGGGUCAUCUAAUCCUGCCAAUGGCAGCAUUCACUGGCAGACGGAGUACGCCCAGGCAGCGAUCAAGUGGGCCACCGACUACUUCCUCAAGUGUCACACCGCCAAGGACGAGUUCUGGGGCCAGGUUGGGGAUAGUUGUAUUGACAGCAACUUGUGGGGGGCACCGGAAUACAUGACCAUGGAGCGGCCUUCAUACAAGAUUGACGAGGAAAACCCAGGAUCAGAUUUGGCUUCUGAGACUGCAGCUGCCCUCGCCGCCUCCUACAUGGUCUUCAAGAAUGUGGAUCUGGAGUAUGCCACUCAGUUGCUCGACGUGGCCAAGGAACUUUAUGAGUUCGCUGACAACUUCAGGGCGACUUACGACCAGUCCAUCGAUGACGCCUGCACCGGGUACCACUCGUGGAGCGGGUACGGGGACGAGCUGUGCUGGGCUGGUCUCUGGCUCGCCAGGGCGACGGGCAACGACUCCUACCUCACCCGCGUCAAGGGCCAUUGGGACGAGUUUGGGUUCGAGUACUCUGCUGCUUAUCAGUUCUCCUGGGACGACAAGACAGCAGGAGUCUAUGCACUUUACUGGCUGUUGGACGGCUCCCAGGACUAUCUGGACCACCUUAAUAGGCACUUAAACUGGCUGAAGGACAGCGCUCCCUACACCCCUGAGGGCCUGGUCUUCCUUGGUGACUGGGGCUCCAACAGGUAUGCCGCUAACGCGGCCUUCUUGAGUCUCUGGGCUGCCAAAUACGGCGUUGAUACAGACCUGAACAAUGAGUGGGGAGCAAGACAGAUGGACCAGCUAUUGGGCGCCAACACCCGCUAUAAUAUGUCCUUCGUCGUCGGCUUCGGAGACAAAUACCCUGAAAGACCCCACCAUCGGGGCAGCUCAUGCCCGGAGCCUCCGGAGGUGUGUGACUUCGGGUGGGCGUUCACCCAGCCAGGUCCCAACCCCCACGUCCUGUACGGUGGCCUCGUCGGUGGUCCACUCGAGAUAAAGUUACAGUUCCCUCACAGGAUCUUUAUCUUCCUCAGCUCAUGCCCGGAGCCUCCGGAGGUGUGUGACUUCGGGUGGGCGUUCACCCAGCCAGGUCCCAACCCCCACGUCCUGUACGGUGGCCUCGUCGGUGGUCCACUCGAGAACGGUGAUUACGAGGAUGACCGCCAGAACUAUCAGCAGAACGAGGUCGCCUGCGAUUAUAACGCCGCCUACAGUGGUGCCCUUGCUGCCUUGGUCGAGCUUAGUUAGGACUGCUAUUAAGUUUCUUGCUGAACAGCUCAAGAAAGUGACUCUGAGUUCUGUUAUUUCAAUUAUUCUUUUGUGUACCUCUCUCUGCUUCACCCUUCAUUCUCUUUUUCUCAGACUUUCAUCACUUCUUUACAUACACUCAAACAUAAUUCUUACCUGCAAAAUUAAUAAAUACUGGCAGAGAA
Molecule: messenger RNA, 1508 nt
Organism: Procambarus clarkii (red swamp crayfish)
Lineage: Eukaryota; Metazoa; Arthropoda; Malacostraca; Decapoda; Cambaridae
Source: RefSeq, a predicted model, not a curated record